This is a messenger RNA of Ricinus communis (castor bean), 1240 nucleotides long. Its product is annotated as protein ULTRAPETALA 2. The record is from RefSeq and is a predicted model, not a curated record. The transcript has 4 exons. Gene Ontology annotation, cellular component: nucleus; cytosol. Lineage: Eukaryota; Viridiplantae; Streptophyta; Magnoliopsida; Malpighiales; Euphorbiaceae. Bases 293 to 1012 code for a protein of 239 amino acids.
AUAUAUCCUGGCAGAUUGUUCAAACCUACAAGGGUUUAUUUCAUUGGUAAAGAAUUAAAUUCCACUUCUAUUUAAGAAGACCUCUUGGUUCUUCUCUCUUCACUCUUAUACUGAGAGUUGUGAAGAAACCAUCAAUAUAAGCCUAGAAUUGAGAGAGAGAGAGAGAGAGAGAGAGAGAAACAGAGAUUUUCUUUUGCCCAUCAAGAAGUUGCAUUGAGAGAGUGAUAAGAGUAAGCCAUACACUGCAGUUGAAACUCUAAAGCAAAAGCACAGAAUUCUUUUAUCUUUAACAAUGGCCCAAGGUAGGAACGGAGAAAUGGAGAUUGAGGUAAUGCUAAGUGAAACCCUAUUCCUGGAAAAGGAACUGAAAGACAUAGAUGGAUUCAAGAGAGGUACCGAUUAUGUUGAAGUGACCUGCGGUUGCACCAGCAGAAGGUACGGGGAUUCAAUGGCCACACUUAGAGUUUAUGCGAGUGGCAAAUUCCUGAUAAACUGCAAUUGUAUUCCUGGUUGUGAGGCUGAUAGAAUGACACCGUAUGAAUUUGAGAAGCAUGCUGAGAGGGAAGGAACGAGCAGGUGGACCAGCCACAUCUGGGUGCUGAUCAGAGAUAAAAAGGUACCGUUAUGGAGGACACCAUUACUGAAGUAUUACAAGCAUACAGCCAAUGGGGCAAGUGGGUCGAUGAGACGGAACUUUCAUCGUGAUGAGUUCAUCCGUUGCUCGAAAUGCAAGAAAGAUCGCAGGUUUCGCUUGAGGAAUAAGGAGGAAUGCAGGAUGUACCAUGAUGCUUUGCUCAAGAAAAGGUGGACGUGUGAUGACAAGCCCUAUGACAUAAUAACAUGCAAGGACGAAGAAGAGCGAGCCAGCCGCAAGAACUGCAGGGGUUGUCCCCGGUCCUCGUUGUGCAAGGGCUGCACUUCUUGUGUCUGCUUUGGGUGCCUCAAGUGCAGAUUUGUGGACUGCAGCUGCCGAACUUGUGUGGACUUCAUGCAGAACGCAUCACCUAAUUAGAGUAUACAUCUCCCUGCAUGUUUCAGUUGUGUCGUCUAAUUGACAAGUGCACAGAAGAAGAAGAAGAAGAAGAAGAAUAUAUUAAUUUAUGGGUUUCUGGAUAAAAAAAAAAAAAAGAAGCAAAAACUGGGUCUUAUUUAGGUCAAUCUUUACUUCUUCUUUUUUUUUUAUUUCUCAUUGAACAAUGGCACCGCUUGCAUGCAUGAAAAGAAUUAUAAAAGUUGAAUA